AACACAGUGCCACAGAAAGCCAUCGCUUUGCAGCCGCUAUUGGCAUCUCGCAGGUCUACGGAUGCGAGGCCAGCUGUUCGCUGACGUCCGUUGAGCCCAUGCUCGUGGACUUUAAGUUAAAAUGACAGUGCAUCCCGCCCUGUACUCCACACGUUAGUGAAUCCUUCCGGUCAACUUCGAGGUCGUCCGAUAUUCAUUCAUUGUUCUGUUCUUUUGGGUCCCGUUGUAAUUUCAGUCCCUCUCUGUGCGCUCUGGUAGUGCUUUGUUAUCAGCAAAAGUCAUUCAUUAACAAUACUUACAAUGGCCGCGGGUCCGACCUUGCAUAUUUUCCCUCCCGUGGAGGAGGCAGCGAAGAGAAGAGAAAGCUUGGACGAUCUUAUCCGAAGAUCGAUGGACAUGCGACCGUCGGGACCUUGGCCGGUGCGUCGAGAUAGUGCAUCACUAGUCACAAAGGCAAAAGCAUCAAGCGGCGACGCCAGCCGUCCGUCUUCGGAUCAUACACGUGUCGGCGUUGCAAUAACACGAGACCCUUCUCCCUCUCCAGCUCAACAGCGCGUCAAAUACCUGCCUCCUAUCGAAGAGGCAAAGUCAAGUCCGCGGGAGAACCCAUUCCAAAAGCUUCCACCUAUCCAAGUGCCUAAGCGAGAGCCUUCAGCUACACGUGGCACUCGGCCACGGCGAAGUUCUUCAGUAGGCGCUCGCAAUAGGAAUAUUGCCGUUAGUCCUGCAGUUCGAAGAACUCCAUCCCCGGGACCAUCCGUUGCGCGCCAUCAUGGUUCUCCUGGAAGCAACAAGGAAUUAUCUGUCUCUACAGCACCCAUCCUUGCGUCGGAACGUACGUCUCCAUCCCGAUCUCUAAAUCGAAGCAGAGUCUGUGUCCCUAAGAGGGCAGAAGACGGCGGCGAAGUGGCCGCAAUUACUUCGCCGAUCAAUCCAUGCAACUACUAUUUCAUGCCACCGCAGAGACAAGCAUCUGUCAGAUCUGCUCAAUCAAGUCAUUCAGCUCAGUCCUCCUCAACACUGCAAUCAAACUUGACGCUUCAGCGAAAUGCGUCCAGGUCAACAGUUCGAAGUCGAUUCCCGAUCGGCUCAGACCAGAGGAGACAGUCAGAAGUUCAGACUCCCUUGACAGAAUACGAUGGCAUUUCCCCGAGCUCAACUCUUGGUCGAAACAGCUUCAUGGGAAAUAAGCAAUGGACGCAGAUUGCGGCCCCUCCAACGAGUGAUCUGCCCAUACGUUCGAUGUUUCCUAUCUUAGAUCCAAACGUCCCCCUCGCUCAACAAGCGUAUCGGCCGCAGGGCAUCGUACCUACAGCGGUUAUUUCACCGGAAAAAAUCAGCAGGACACCAUACUCGCCAAAUUUCAACAGUGCUUUGCUGUUGCCUGAAAAGAGGGACCCUGUAUACAUCACGCCGAUCUCAGAUCUCAACUCUCUUUGGGCUACGGCCAAUGGCAAGCUAGAUGCUCCUGACCCUAAGCACUUUACUUUGAAGAUGUUCAAACCUAUGCAAGAAGAUAGAAGCGGAAAGGAGAAGAUUGUCUUUGGACCAGCUGAGGAUCAGCCAUUUUACACUUUGUCAAAGACGCACACAAAAACUGAAGACGGCGACGACCACGAAUUAUUUGUACAAAGGCAUCACACAUCUGGAGAGGACAUUCUUCCAGUCUCACACCUUGACCUAACUCCGCCACCGCCUCCGACCCUGUCAAAAAUAAAUCGAGGAUCAGUCACGUCGGACGUUGACAGUCCAGCACAGCAUGUCACAACCAUCAUGCCCAUUCUCGCUUCUCUUCACGCGCUAGAAGGUGCAGCUAAAACACCACAAGCCAAGAGCAUUGCGGAGGUCGAUCCGAAUGCGACAUCGCCUGCUGCGCAAAGGCUUGCUGAGCGUGCUGUUGCCGAGGCCAGUCAACGCGAGGGCUGUACGUUGGCCUGGUCUGCGAUCGAUGCCCUCAACGGCAAGUAUGAACUGCACCACCCAAGCUUGGGUGUCUUCAACAUCUCUGUUGUUGGAGACGUCAAAUCUGCCUUCGAGCUCGGCGUUGUUAAAGGUCAAACUUGUAUAAGCAUUUUGAAUCCGUAUUCUUGCAUGGCAUCCUUGACUGGUUCUCCAGUAUCUUCCAGUAGUCGAACAUCAGCUAUGACGGCAGUCGAGCGUGAGCCAGAAAUCCUCGCUCGGUUGGAUUUCCAGGAUGGAUGUUUGCACAUCGACGCCGCUGCGAUCCAACAGCUGGGCAAUCUUUACUUGAUCGACGUGUGCGUGUCCACGCUUCUCAGCGUCGCCGUCUCGGAAGGCAAACGCCCAGAAGAUCCAGGUCUCGUAUUUGCGGCCCCUCCACCUUCCCUUCUUAGCUUCAAGGCCACAAGCAAGAAGGUGAAGACACCAAAGAUCAAAGAGAUCACCGAAGUCAAGCCAGCACCAAAGCCAGCCAAGAAGGCCAGGAAACCUAGGCCGGUCACUAUCAUGGCAAAUAGUUUGGGUUUGGGCUUUGAACAUAUUGUUGAGAAAGAAGACCUGCCACGCAUCACCAAGGCAAUCCUGAGCUUGCUCGGCAUCAGCUUCAAGGGUGCUGUGUACUUAAUGGGUUUUGGAGUAAAGGUCAUGGCAAUGCUGGUGAUCUGGCUUACGAAGAAGACGAUGACGGACAAGGACUAAGGUCGUAUGGCAAAUGAAAGAUUGACCGACUGAUAUGUACAUAAGGUGGAGAUCUAUAUACCCCCCCCUUGCACUGCCAAUUUCCCUUCUGUUUUGCUUUAUGAUGAGUUUAGAUGACCCCUUACGGAUGCUGCAGUAAUAAUGCCCUCUACACAUAUUAUCACAAUUCG
Messenger RNA from Verruconis gallopava, 2828 nucleotides. RefSeq lists its product as uncharacterized. The record is from RefSeq and is a predicted model, not a curated record. Bases 301 to 2658 code for a protein of 785 amino acids. The transcript has a single exon. NCBI's taxonomy places the organism in Eukaryota, Fungi, Ascomycota, Dothideomycetes, Venturiales, Sympoventuriaceae.